Molecule: messenger RNA, 468 nt
Organism: Babesia microti strain RI
Lineage: Eukaryota; Apicomplexa; Aconoidasida; Piroplasmida; Babesiidae
Product: Clathrin adaptor complex small chain
Exons: 3
Coding region: 1-468 (155 amino acids)
Biological process (GO): vesicle-mediated transport; protein transport
Cellular component (GO): intracellular membrane-bounded organelle; AP-1 adaptor complex
Molecular function (GO): clathrin-cargo adaptor activity
Source: RefSeq, a predicted model, not a curated record
AUGAUUAAAUUCUUCUUAAUGAUCAGCAGGCGAGGGAAGGUGAGACUGGCAAAAUGGUUCACGCCCAUCUCACACCCGGAAAAAGUCAAAACUAUAAAGCAAAUAACAUCUCUAGUACUAAAUCGUAAUCCAUACCAAUGUAACUUCAUACAAUGGGAAGAUUACAAACUGAUAUACAAAAGAUAUGCUAGCUUAUUUUUCAUCUCCUGCGCGGAGCAAGAUGAUAAUGAGUUACUAGUUCUAGAAAUUAUGCAUCACUAUGUAGAAAUUUUAGAUCGAUACUUUGGCAAUGUUUGCGAAUUGGAUAUCAUUUAUAAUUAUCAAAAGGCUUACUAUAUGAUCGAUGAGAUACUUAUUGGUGGAGACAUUCACGAAAGUAGCAAAAAAACUGUGCUGCGGAUAAUAGCUGCACAAGAUGCAAUGAUGGAGGAGAGUAAGGGAAAGAGCGCAAUUUCCCCAGUGAAAUAA